Messenger RNA from Hermetia illucens (black soldier fly), 7544 nucleotides. Its product is annotated as HEAT repeat-containing protein 5B. The coding region runs from base 403 to 6822 and encodes 2139 amino acids. The record is from RefSeq and is a predicted model, not a curated record. Lineage: Eukaryota; Metazoa; Arthropoda; Insecta; Diptera; Stratiomyidae. The transcript has 13 exons. Gene Ontology annotation, cellular component: membrane; endocytic vesicle; Golgi apparatus. Gene Ontology annotation, biological process: intracellular protein localization; endocytosis; retrograde transport, endosome to Golgi.
CGAUGGUGCUCUAGUUCUGCUGCAGUCAUAGUCGAGACUUUGUGGCACUUGUAUGUAUUUCGGGCUGAAGAAAACGACCCCGGGGGCGAUAGUGGUGGCUUUUAGUUUCUAUUGAGACCCGGCCUUGCGGAAGGGAUUAGACGGUGCUCUUCGACCAUUGCUAUUUCGCAUUGAAUUGAUUGGAAGGGUUUGCCCUGAGUGCAAUGAUUCUAUUAUCGACGAUUGUUUCAAAUGGUAUCACCUCGGUGGAUCAAUUGGAGUGGAUUAAAAGUGCGUUCGGUGUGGGUGAUUGAUUGUUCAGUGGAGAUGAGUGUGUUUAUUUUUGAUGUGUCGUUCUUGCGUGGAAAAUAGAUUAAUAAGAUUUUUCUAAGGAAAGAGUGACAUCAUUUGGUGAAUAACAUAAUGGAUAGCUUGAUAAAAACGCCGGUCUUAAUCAGAAAAAUGAUUACGGACGCGAGAAGAUCCUUCACCUCUCGCCAGCAGACGCAAUACAACGAGAUGGAACUUUCGCAUAGUCUGACACUAAAUGAAGAGGCUCUGAAUCAGAUCCCUGAACAGAAGCGACCAGUUUUCGUAUUUGAAUGGCUUCGUUUUCUUGAUAAAGUUCUUGUUGCUGCACAAAAAUCGGACAUAAAAGGAUGUCAGAAGAAACUGGUGGAGCAACUAACUCAGCAUAUCCAGGGCUCUCCCGGACCGCCAACGCGUAAACUGAUUGCCAAUUGUUUGGCAACCCUGUUUUCGGUUGGCGAUACAUUUCUCUUAUUCGACACGGUUAAUACGUGCAACGAUAUCCUGAAGAAUAAGGACGAUUCUCCAAGCUUUCUUCCAACGAAAUUAGCUGCAAUAUGCGUGCUAGGAUGCAUGUAUGAAAAACUGGGGCGCAUGAUGGGUCGAUCGUAUGAGGAGACCGUUCAAAUUCUCCUUAGGUCGUUACGAAGCGCUGAGUCCCAGACGAGAAUCGAAAUUAUGAUUACUUUAGAGAAGGUAUGCGCUGGAAUGGGGACUGCCAUAUCGAAUGUCCAUAAGGACAUUUUCAAGGCGACUAAACAUUGCCUGACAGAUCGAGUAAUGGCAGUACGUGUUGCAGCAGCCAAAUGUCUCCUUGAAAUGAUAAAUCAUGCACCAUUCCUGUAUACAACUGAACUCGAAAGUUUGGCGACCUUGUGUUUCAGAGCGUUUGACGGAAGUAACUAUGAAGUUCGGUGUGCAGUGGCGAAACUUCUAGGGACAUUGCUUGCAUUCACACAACAAACAAUUGACAAGAAAUCUCAAAUGGCACAGCAAUUGAAAUCACAACAACAAAGACUUAUAUCACUAGACGAAGCGUUAGGCAUUCUCAUGUCAGGAUUUUUGCGUGGAGGCGUGUCAUUUCUGAAAGGCACAGGUGAAAUCAUUAAAGGAAGUUCCGGAGUAAAUCGUGAAGUUCGUGUUGGUGUAACACAUGCUUAUGUCGUCUUCGUACAAUACAUGGGAAGCGUUUGGCUCGAAAGAAAUUUGCAGACAUUCCUUGUACACGUUUUAGAUCUAGUUGCCAAUCCCAAAGCAGCUUCAUCACAUGUCGAUGCAGUAUAUUCGAGGAAAUGUAUCAAUUUCAUUUUACGAUCAAUUAUUGGCAAAAUGUUGGGUGAAAAAGCUCAGUCAUCUGCUUGUAAAGAGCUGGUUCAUAUUGUGGCAAAGCAAAUGAAUUCCAUAGACUUUAAUCCUGAAAAUGCAAAAGAUUCAAACCAAGAGACACUUUUCAGUCAACACUUGCUUGUAUGCGCUCUUCAAGAGCUGGGUAGUUUGGUACUUGGAUUGGGAACAACAGCUCAAAAUCUACUAAGCGAUCAAUCACUUAAUUUCAUUGAUGCAACAUGUGCUGUCCUGAUACAUCCUUGCGCAGCAGCCCGUUUAGCUGCAGCUUGGUGUCUCCGAUGUAUUUGUGUUGCAGUACCCAGUCAAAUUACGCCUCUUGUCGAUCGAUUUAUUGAUGCCAUGGAUCAGAUGCGGUCCUCUCCUGAAGCCAUUGCUGGAUAUAGCUGCGCUUUGGCAGCAGUUUUAGGAAGCGUACGUUUUUCGCCGUUGGGGAUCCCGCAUACAAAAGGAAAAGUGGUUUUCAAUACUGCCGAAGAACUAUUGCGAUCGGCGAGUCAAAAUAGUCGAUUGUCAUUGAAUCGAACACAAGCUGGAUGGCUGCUUAUUGGAGCUAUCAUGACUUUGGGACCGUCAGUUGUGAAGGGAUUGCUACCUCGUAUGCUCUUGCUGUGGAGGAAUUCAUUUCCACGUUCAGCGAAGGAAUUGGAAUCAGAGAAGGCACGUGGUGAUUCGUUUACUUGGCAAGUAACGUUGGAAGGACGCGCUGGAGCGUUAUCGGUAAUGCACAGUUUUUUGCUUCAUUGUCCUGAUUUGGUUACGGAUGAUAUCAACCGCCGACUGUUGACACCCAUUGAGAGUGCAUUGGCGAUGCUGGUCAACAUUUCAUCUGUCCUCAAAAACUAUGGACAACACCUAAAAGCACCGGCAGCAAUGGUUCGUCUUCGUUUAUACGAAACUCUUACCCUCCUACCACCCAGUUCCCUUGAAUCAUCCUACACUCACUUGCUUCGUAUGCUUGUGUCGGAAUUCACACUAUCUGAGAAUCCAGCAAAUACGACUAAUUCACUAUUACGAUCGCUGUGUCAUGCUGAGGACUCAAUAAUUCUAGGGAAUUGGUUGCAGGAAACAGAUCAUCGUACUAUCGAAGAUCAGAUGGAACCAAAUAGAAAAUGCGAUGGGGAGCAUCUCCAGCCAAACAGUGCAGCAGGGUCCGGAGCGUUGGAGCAUGAUUCAUGCUGCCUUUACCGGCCCCUAUCAAAAAUCGAGCACUGUCCUGGUCCAUUGCCGCUCGGAGUGGCCGUUAUCGAUAUGUCUAUCCAACUGUUUGGCCUAAUCUUCCCACGUGUUGCCAACAAACAUCGCAUUCAAAUGCUUGAACAUUUCUCUGAGUGCAUUAAGCAAGCGAAGAGUUCACGACAGGAAGCUGUCCAAAUGAACAUCUUCACGGCAAUAUUGAGUGGUUUGAAGGCACUAACGGAAACUAAAAGUGGAAUUGGGCAGGAGGAAGUGAAGCGCAGUGCGACAACUUUGAUCGUUAAUGCGCUGGUUAGCGCUAAUUCCAUGUUACGGUGCGCUGCAGGCGAGGCAUUGGGACGAAUUGCACAGGUUGUUGGGGAUUCAAGGUUUACAGCCGAACUGGCUCAAAAUAGUUUCGACAAACUGAAAUCUGCUCGGGAUGUCGUCACUAGAACUGGACAUUCCUUGGCUUUGGGAUGUCUUCAUCGGUACGUAGGAGGAAUGGGAUCUUCGCAGCAUCUGAAUACGAGCGUCUCCAUCUUACUUGCUUUGGCGCAGGACACUAGCUCGCCGGUCGUCCAAGUGUGGUCCCUGUACGCCUUAUCAUUGAUUGCUGAUUCUGGAGGUCCUAUGUUCCGAGGAUACGUGGAGCCGACACUAUCGUUAACUUUGAAACUUCUCCUAUCAGUUCCACAAUUCAAUGUGGACGUACAUCAAUGCAUUGGACGUGUUCUAAACGCGUUGAUUACAACAAUGGGUCCCGAGCUCCAGGGCAACAUUCCUUCGGUGUGCACUAUGCGUUCCUCAUUUAUGUGUGCCGCGGCAGUCAUGCAAGCACAUUCCGACCCGCUAGUACAAGCAGAGGCUACUGGAUGUCUUCAACAAUUGCAUUUGUUUGCCCCACGUCAUGUCAACCUCUCCUCAUUAGUUCCUACACUGGUCAAAACCCUAUCCAGUAACUAUUUGAUAUUAAGAAAAGCUGCAGUAUCCUGUCUCAGACAACUGACACAACGCGAAGCUAAGGAAGUCUGCGAACAUGCACAAUCGUUAACCGUGGACGAUUGUUCGGGUCUGGUCAUAACAGAGUCAGGGCUUCCGGGCGUAUUAUUUGGAAUGUUGGAUACGGAGACGGAUAACGAAAUGAUAAGGAAUAUCCACGAUACGUUGACUUCUAUGCUUCAGAUGUUGGCGUCAAAUAAUUUGACUCAAUGGUUGAGCUUAUGCAAGAAUGUCCUAACAAUUGCUGUGGAAACUGAUGAUACCCAAAAGCGUGAUUUAAUUGACAACGAUGAAAACGAAAAUGAUGACGAUAUGGAAUACCAUGCAGAAGAGAAUACAAGCACUCAUCCAGCUGUUCAGCCGCGUUGGCCUACUCGAGUGUUUGCGGCGGAAUGUGUCCGAAAGAUCAUAACUGCCUGUGAAAUGGCCAAUCCGAUACAUUUUGAUUUGGUGCAAGCCAAAGAAAUGCAAAUGACCAAAUCGCGCGGUGACUAUCUCAUCCUUCACUUAUCAGACCUGAUUCGUAUGUCAUUUAUGGCCGCUACCAGUGAUUCAGAUCAGCUUCGGCUGGAAGGGUUGCGGACCCUGCAAGAAAUCAUCGUUAAAUUUGCUGGUGUGCCCGAGCCAGAAUUUCCUGGACAUUUACUUCUUGAACAAUUUCAAGCCCAAGUUGGGGCUGCAUUGCGACCCGCGUUUGCUCCUGAAACUCCAUCUCACGUUACGGCCGCUGCCUGCGAAGUAUGUUCGGCUUGGAUUGGUUCUGGAGUGGCUCGUGAUUUGAAUGAUUUAAGGAGAGUCCAUCAGCUACUUGUAUCGAGUCUGUCUAAGCUACAUUCAAAAACCAACAGUACUCAGUUGUACAACGAAAGCAUGGCAACUUUGGAGAAAUUGAGUAUAUUAAAAGCUUGGGCAGAAGUUUACAUUGUCGCAAUGAUUGGGAAUGGUUCAGCCCCGGCUAGUUUGAUACAGAAGAAGUUAACGAAUAAAGGAAAUAGUCUUGGCCUAACAGCAAGUGCUGCUUUGUAUGGAAACAAUAAUAAUGGAAAUGAAGACGAAGAAAAUGACUUUGGAGACUUUGAAAGUCGAGGAGAAAGUUUGCUGUCUUUGGUCAAACCAGAAUUGGGAAACCUUUCAACACAUUGGCUUGCAGCUCUCAAGGACCAUGCAUUGCUUCUAUUACCCCCAGAAUAUCAGAGUCAAUUACCACAUGACGGUGGGGCUUUCUAUACUACAGACACUAUUAGCUCUUCAAAACCCCAUUAUUUGGCAUCCUGGCCUCCAAUACUCUAUGCUGCCGCGUUGUGGCUGAAUGAUGGUGGUUUCGACAUGAGUGAUGACUCGUCUCAGGAGUUAUCAAAGUCUGAAUGUGAUAAUGAAACUGCAAGUAACGCUAAUUAUGAUAACAAUAAUGCUAUAACCCAUGGAAGUGUGAGCGCUGAUCGGUUCCAUCUUAUUUUCGGAGUUUGUAUGGAAGCACUGUGCAGUACAAGGACUAGUGACAAGCUGGAUGCAGUCAUUAGUUGCUUACAAUCAUUAUACACUAUCUUCGAUUCAACCUGGGCUCGAAAACUCCUGGUAAAGGACAUCUCACUAACUAUUGAACUCUGUAAUGUUCUCCAUCGGCAAAUCCUCACGCGUGACAGUCUCCACGUUCAAUUAAUGUGCAUGGAGAUCCUCAAGCAAACCAUAGCAGCUGUAAAGGAGUCAUUGGACAACGAACGAGCUGCACGUUUAUCUGAAUCGUGCAAUGAUAAUGAAUCAAAAACUGACUUAAUGAAAGAUUUAGAUAAUUUGGGCGAGGGCGGAGAUAGUGGUGAGAUAAUACCUGGCCAAUCGCAUGUGUAUGCCGUUUUGGAGGUUUGCUUGUGUGUUUUUGUACGCCAAAUUCCUACUAUGAAUCCUAGUAGCAGCGCAAAAAUGACAACGGAGCAAUUGCGAAAGGAAAUUGCAAUGAAAAAUUCGACUGGAACGUUGACGUUAAGUGAAGAUAGUGGGUUGCUUGUAGCGUCUGGUCUGCAGUCUGCUGAGGGCCUACUAAAAUUGUGUUCACCAGCAGGUGCCGUGACCAUUCUUCCAACCAUUCUCUACCUAACAACGAGCAUCAUCAAAGAAAUUGCAACAAAAUCUAUAAACGAUCAAACAGUUAUUGCCAAUUACGGAUCAAUCCAGUCAGCCCUACAUUGCCUGAAAUCAGUCUGUACCGACAAAUACGUAUCAGACGAAAGAACUGCAACGGAAUGGAAGAAACUCCUACAAAGUUGUUUGGCCAGCAUAAUUGAUCUAACAAAAACUGGUUGUGAUGAGACAAAAGUCGAUGAGGUGACCAUGAUGCUGGCAAUUGCCGUUUUCAUCCUUCACACCGGGGCAAGUGUCGUAUCAACUCCGUCCUUACAAUAUCCGUGCAUCAAUCACUUCCGACAAUGUUUGCAAAAUGAAAAUGAAAUUGUAAAGUUGAAAUGUACGCAAACUGUUCGAUCAAUAUUCGCUGGGGCUGAUUUAAAAGUGGCGACUCCAUAUAUUCAUGCAUUGGCGCCGAGGAUUAUUGAAGGAUUGUAUUUAGAGAAGGCUAAAACGCCAAAGACAGAUAAUGAGCUGGCUGUCGUCCUGGAGAGCAUUUCGACUGUGGAAACGUUAAUUGAACUUGCUGAACCGAAAAAUCGAAAUUUGAUGCAAGGAAUCCAAAUGCUCACCCUAUUGAUUCCGGUUCUCAUCAACUUCCUGAUCGAUGCCGCUAAACUUCGGCAGGUUUCAAAGCAAACCCGACAACUACACGAGCAAUCAUUGCAGUGGUUAAUGCGCAUUGGCCCAAAAUAUCCCCAGGAAUUCAAAACGAUGAUGUCCCAAUCACCGGAUUUGCGUUUACGUCUCGAAACAGCUGUUCGGAACAACCAACAAUCGACAAAUAAUUCCAAUAAAGCAGCACACGACGCCCAGAAUGCAUCAAAGGCAAUGGGUUCAUCACAACAAAAGCCAACAAUUAAACUUAAAACUGAUUUUAGUAAUUUCUCGUAGAUUGUAAAUCAAUUAUAUCGUAUUUAUGUGAAGUUGGGAGGGGAUAUGGUUGGAGCUUUGGCGGUUCAGGAGGCGGGGUUGAGUUUACCCGAUUGCGUCACUUUCUUUUGAGCUCAUACGUACAUUCUAAAUUUCUCAAGUUUUUAUUGUAACAAUAAUGGCAUCUUCAGCUCCGCGGACUUGAAUCAUAUUUCAGCUUAGCUUGACUUUCUUCUGUUGGUUGCAAUCUUAAAGAUUUAUCGAACAGCAACACCCUAAGUGCGAUAUCUCUGAACCCUUAUCACCUCCAACUACUUCAACUUCGACCCUAUCUCCUCCUAACUGGAUUCUAACGUCUUCUAUAAACAUUUCAAUUUGAUUUAGUGUUUUCAAUUGGGAGGAUAGAAACGUGGCAAAAAACUAGAAAGAAAUUUCAGUAAAGCUGGAUUUUCUUAGGGAAUUGCUAACUUAACGAAUUGGAUAAUAAUUGACAUAGAAAAUUAUAUAAAACUGUUGAAUUAUUUAGAAAACACAAAAUUAUCACGUAGUGACAAAAUCAAAUAAGAGAAUUUUAUCAAUAAAUAAAUAAUUCUGUUAGAGUAGCAAGAGUGGAUGUGAUUUUUAAGAUUGUGGAAAUUAUAUUUAAAGAGUAUUUAAACGAUGGAAGCUGGGAGUGAAGAGAGAGGAUAUAUUUAUAGGUUUAUUCAUGUUUAUUCAUACAAUUAUACCAAGUUCUGCUUUUA